Tuber melanosporum (Perigord truffle) is the source of this 171-nucleotide messenger RNA. RefSeq lists its product as uncharacterized. The coding region runs from base 1 to 171 and encodes 56 amino acids. Lineage: Eukaryota; Fungi; Ascomycota; Pezizomycetes; Pezizales; Tuberaceae. The record is from RefSeq and is a predicted model, not a curated record. The transcript has 2 exons.
AUGGACAGUAGGGGAAUCGAAACAGUUAGACUAGACAAUCUCAGACCAGUUCAAGUUUGGGUUAAGGUGGUCUUGAGAUGGUUUUUGAUCAAUAGAGGCGCCGAAGGGGCUCAUACAUACGUCAAAGAUUUGAUUUCGGAUCCUCUCCAACACCGCAUCGAUAUGAGCUAG